Messenger RNA from Haliotis rufescens (red abalone), 3192 nucleotides. RefSeq names its product methylthioribose-1-phosphate isomerase-like. Lineage: Eukaryota; Metazoa; Mollusca; Gastropoda; Lepetellida; Haliotidae. The transcript is spliced from 5 exons. Gene Ontology annotation, molecular function: S-methyl-5-thioribose-1-phosphate isomerase activity. The record is from RefSeq and is a predicted model, not a curated record. Bases 40 to 1119 code for a protein of 359 amino acids.
GUUCCAUUAUCAAUACACGUGUAGUUGGUUGUUGACAAAAUGACACUGGUCGCCAUCAAAUAUACACGUGGCAAACUGGAAAUCUUAGACCAGUUAUUGUUGCCAACACAAUCAGAAUAUAUUCCAGUAAAGAAUUCCGGGGAUGGAUGGAAUGUCAUCAAGAAAAUGCAGGUGCGAGGUGCACCUGCUAUAGCAAUCGUGGGCUGUCUGAGUCUGGCCGUGGAGGUGGCUGAAGAUCGGGAACACAGCACAGUGGGUGACCUGGCUCACUUCAUCUGUGACCGCCUACAUCACCUAGUGACUGCCCGCCCCACUGCUGUCAACAUGGCCGAGGCUUCAAAGAGACUGACCACACUCAUGAAGGACAUGGCAGCAGAGUCUGGACAAAGAGUGGACACUUUGAGAGAGAGGUUUAUGAAAGAAUGUGAGGAUAUGCUGGAGAAAGACAUUGCUGUCAACAAGAAUAUUGGAAAAUAUGGCGCCGACCAUAUACUGGCACAGUGCAAGAAUAAACCAGUGAAAGUCCUCACUCACUGCAACACAGGCUCUUUGGCGACUGCCGGCUAUGGAACUGCCCUGGGUGUUGUACGAGCACUUCACGAGAGAGAGAAGAUCUCACAUGCAUAUUGCACUGAAACCAGGCCCUACAACCAGGGCUCAAGGCUGACAGCGUACGAGCUAGUCCAUGAGAAGAUCCCUGCUACUCUUAUCUGUGACAGCAUGGCAGCUAUUCUCAUGGACCAGCAGGAUAUUUCAGCCGUAGUUGUUGGAGCAGACAGAGUUGUUGCUAAUGGCGACACUGCCAACAAAAUAGGGACAUAUCAGUUGGCAAUAGCGGCCAAACAUCACAACGUGCCAUUCUAUGUUGCUUGUCCUUCAACAACCUUUGACCCGAACUUGACCUCAGGGAAGGACAUUGAGAUUGAGGAACGACCUAGCGGGGAGAUGACAAGCGUGAAGGGAAUCAGAGUAGCAGCUCAUGGAAUCAACUGCUGGAACCCGGCAUUCGACAUCACCCCUGCCAGCCUCAUCACGGGCGGGAUCAUCACCGAGUUUGGGGUGUUUUCCCCUGCCGACCUCAAGGCACAACUCGCAGACUGCUUGAAGACUGACAACUGAUUGGGUGAAUUCCAGAGCAUUAAUCAAGAAUAUUUGCUUUUCCGCAGGGUCUUUGUGUUGUCAUAGCAUGGGUAACAGGUAUUACACAUUGUGUUCAAGGAAAACAGAAUUUCUCAACUUAUGAUUUUGAUAAUCUACUAUAAUGGCAAUCAUUUCUACCUUAAUGUGUAUGAGUUGUCAUGUUCCCAGGACAAGGGAGUUGACUGUGAAGGACCAGUUUCCUACCAAGCUGAACUAGACUGGAAUUUCUGGGCUCAAUCGUAGUGCAACCAGUGGCUAUUACAAGUUAUGUCCCUUCUAGAGCCCUCCUAUGGACCAAUCAGAUUCUACCUCUCAUAUUACUUGCAUUUGCUUCAAAUAAAAUGGUGUUGCCCAGUGAAGACGAUCUGAUCGUUAAUGAAGAUCUAUAUUGUUAUAAAACCGGUCGUACUUUGCGAAAUGCAUCAAAUCACGUGAGCACCCUGAUGAAAAACAUGAAAAGAUUUGCAAAAUAUCUGUUGACACUUAGUUGGAGGUUCACAUGCUUUGCAAAUCCUGCAGUCGAGCGAAAUCUGCACGUUUAAAUCCAUUCUGUAAACAAACCAGAUGUCUAGUUUGUUACGUGAUUUUGAUUGGACUAUGCAUAGACUCGUUAGUCCAGCCAAAAUAUGACUCUGGAAUUCCAGCCUAGUUCGCAAGGGUGGAAAGUGGACUCUUACAGUCAGUUAACUCCCUUGCCUCGGGAAGAUGAACAGAGAAGUACACUCAUUGUAACACAGAGGAUAGUCCUGGAUUUAUGAUUCCACCAAUAUUACCUAAAUCUACCAGAGUAUCAGAUUGUGUGUAGCUGCUUACAUUCAUAUGUGUUCAUCUGUGAGUCUGUGUGUGUGUGUGUGUGUGUGUGUGUGUGUGUGUGUUGGUGUUCGUGUGUGUGCUCAUGUGUCUGUGUGUGUGUUGGUGUUCGUGUGUGUGCUCAUGUGUGUGUGUGCUCAUGUGUGUGUGUGUGUGUGUGUGUCUGUCUGUGUGUCUGUCUGUCUGUUGAUGACUGUUUCCUGAUUGGCUGAUAUUAGAAUGUGUGAGACAUGUAUUGCUUUUUUGUGCUGAAUGAUGUCACUGAUUUCAUAUUGUUAUCAACAUAUUUUGUAUGUUAAUGAUUAAAUAAGAAAUCUGUGAAGUUAUCAUUGUUUACAUGUUUUUUUAAUAGGAAUUGACAUUUCCAUGUACCCAAAAUUAAUUGCUUACUUAGUUUAAUGGUCAGUGUGUUUAGUGUCCAGGUAAGAAAAUAAUUGAACAGAAGAGUCGACCAUUGACCUACAUAACUAAGACCAUUGAUCUACAUAGCUAAGGGGGGUUGGAGGUACACAGCAACAGUGUUCCUCACAGCAGUCACGGCCAUUAUACACUUCAGCAAAACUUCAGCACAUUCUUUUAUUGAAGUCUUCGAUAGGCAUUUAUAACUUUUAGAAGAUGGGAGAACAUGAAUACAUGACACCUUUUUAUGGAUAGCAACUUCUUGUACUUUUUGUAUGACGUUUCAGAGCUACUUCUUGCUGCUUCAUCAGGUGCUUAGUAAAUGCGUAGAGUACUAUAUAUACAUAAAUCAUGAUGUUUACACAACACAAGGUGGGAUUAAAGUACAAAGAUAACAAACACACACACACACACACACACACACACACACACACACGCAAAGGGGAGUUGAAGGGUUUACUCUUGUCAUUAGCUGGGGUAGAAUAGGUCUUCAGCAACCCAUGCCUCGGGAAGAUGAACAGAGAAGUACACUCAUUGUAACACUGAGGAUAGUCCUGGAUUUAUGAUUCCACAAAUAUUACCUAAAUCUACCAGAGUAUCAGAUUGUGUGUAGCUGCUUACAUUCAUAUGUGUUCAUCUGUGAGUCUCUGUGUGUGUGUGUGUGUGUGUGUUGGUGUGUGUGUGUUGUCUGUCUGUCCGUCUGUUGAUGACUGUUUCCUGAUUGGCUGAUAUUAGAAUGUGUGAGACAUGUAUUGCUUUUUUGUGCUGAAUGAUGUCACUGAUUUCAUAUUGUUAUCAACAUAUUUUGUAUGUUAAUGAUUAAAUAAGAAAUCUGUGAAGUUA